ACCAGUCAAACUUCAUCACUGUACUCUCUUUCGACUCUGUUAUCUUCUUCUGUUGGAAGAAGAAGAAGAAGAAGAAGAAGAAGCUAUGGCAGUGGGGUUUUUAGUAGAAAGCCAAGGAGAUGGCCAAUACAGCGGCAAAAUCACUCUAUUUGUCAUCCUCUCUUGUAUGAUGGCCGCCAUGGGAGGUGUUAUUUUUGGCUACGACAUUGGAAUUUCAGGUGGGGUGACUUCAAUGGAACCAUUCUUAAAGAAAUUCUUCCCAGAUGUGUAUACUAGGAUGAAAAAAGACUCCAACAUAAGCAACUACUGCAAAUUCGACAGUCAACUCUUGACUUCUUUCACAUCCUCACUCUACUUAGCUGGUCUUAUAGCCUCCUUCUUUGCCUCCUCAGUCACCAAAGCCUUUGGCCGCAAGCCUUCCAUCCUAAUUGGUGGCGCCGCCUUUCUCGCCGGUUCGGCCUUAGGCGGCGCCGCUGUGAACAUCUACAUGCUGAUUCUAGGCCGCAUCUUGCUUGGAGUUGGUGUUGGUUUCGCUAACCAAUCAGUUCCUCUUUAUCUAUCCGAAAUGGCACCACCAAAAUAUAGAGGAGCUUUCAAUAAUGGCUUCCAAUUCAGUAUCGGGAUUGGCGCUCUAUCGGCCAGUCUAAUCAACUAUGGGACUGAAAAGAUCAAAGGCGGCUGGGGAUGGCGUAUCUCUCUAGCCAUGGCGGCCGUCCCAGCCACAAUCCUUACCCUCGGCGCCGUGUUCCUCCCUGACACCCCCAACAGCCUAAUCCAGCGAAGCAUCGAUCCACACAAAGCCGAGCUCAUGCUGCGGCGUGUGCGAGGCACGGACGACGUUGAAGCCGAAAUGAACGAUCUCGUGAAAGCUAGCAUCAUAGCGAGAAACACCAAACACCCUUUUCGAAAAAUCGUGGAGAGAAAGUACAGACCUCAACUGGUCAUGUCGAUAGCCUUACCGUUUUUCCAACAGGUGACCGGAAUCAACGUCAUUGCGUUCUACGCCCCAGUUCUCUUCCGCACCAUCGGAUUGGGCGAAAGCGCUUCGUUGUUGUCUGCGGUUAUGACCGGUGCUGUUGGCACCUGCUCGACCUUCAUCUCCAUGCUUAUAGUCGACAAGUUUGGGCGGAGAGCUCUGUUCAUGGCGGGAGGAAUUCAAAUGUUUGUGGCCCAGAUCAUGGUCGGAGCUGUCAUAGCGGCGGAGCUCGGUGACCACGGAGGAGUAGAAGGCAAAGGGUUUGCGUAUAUGGUGCUGGUAUUGAUAGGGGUGUACGUGGCUGGAUUUGGUUGGUCGUGGGGGCCUCUGGGGUGGUUGGUUCCGAGUGAGAUAUUCCCAUUGGAGAUUAGAUCAGCGGGUCAGAGCAUUACAGUGGUGGUGAACUUUCUGUUCACUUUCAUCGUGGCUCAGACAUUUCUGGCCAUGCUUUGCCAUUUCAGGGCUGGGAUCUUCUUCUUCUUCGGGGCUUGGGUGGCGGUGAUGACUGGUUUUGUCCACUGGUUUUUGCCUGAGACCAAGAACGUACCAAUUGAGAAGAUGGAUGAAGUUUGGAAGAGCCACUGGUUUUGGAAGAGUUUUGUAGGCCCUCGGAGUGAGGAUUCUAAGAUAUGAAACUAUCUCAAAUAGUUACUAUUAUUCUUAUAGAAAGAAAAAAAUAGUUGCUAUUAUUAUGUGCCCUGAAAAUUUGCACCAAAACAGUCACUGAUUAUAAUGUUUUGGAGCAUACUGUGUGCACUUAUCACUACUCUUGUGUAAUUUUAGCCUUUAAAUCAAAAUUUUUAAGUAAAGCCACUUCAGAAUUAUUCAGAA
Molecule: messenger RNA, 1807 nt
Organism: Humulus lupulus (European hop)
Lineage: Eukaryota; Viridiplantae; Streptophyta; Magnoliopsida; Rosales; Cannabaceae
Product: hexose carrier protein HEX6
Exons: 3
Coding region: 86-1609 (507 amino acids)
Biological process (GO): monosaccharide transmembrane transport
Cellular component (GO): membrane
Molecular function (GO): monosaccharide transmembrane transporter activity
Source: RefSeq, a predicted model, not a curated record